UAUUCUCAUCCGUAGCUGCUCUUGUGGUGCUUUGGGAGGCUCCGUCCCCCCCCCCCUUCGACAUCUAUGAGAUUAAUUGAAUUUGUGAGGGGAACAGCGGCGCAGAUCUGAUUCUCAGGAGAAGGACGCGAAAAGCUGUUGUCACAAACCUUGAAAUACAGAGAAAGGAAAGUUGGUUUGAGUGGGCAAUGAUUAGAGAGACGAUGAAGGCCUGGAGUGACAGCCAGUUGGACCUUUACAGCAGUGACCUAGAAGAAGAGGAAGAGAUGAUUUUUGGAGAAAAUGGAGAUGACUUGGAAGAGAUGAUGGACUUAAGUGACCUGCCUACCUCACUUUUUGCUUGUAGUGUUCAUGACGCAGUAUUUGAAGUUCAAGAACAAAAGGAACGAUUUGAAGCGCUUUUCUCCGUCUAUGAUGAUCAUGUUACAUUCCAGCUAUUUAAAAGUUUUAAAAGAGUAAGGAUAAACUUUAGCAAUCCGGAAGCAGCAGCAAGGGCACGGAUAGAACUACAUGAGACUGACUUUGGUGGGAAAAAGUUGAAGCUGUAUUUUGCUCAGGUUCAGAUGCCCAGUGAUGUGGGAGACAAAUCUUACCUCCUGCCCCCACAGCCUGUCAAACAGUUUCUGAUCUCACCACCUGCCUCUCCACCUGUAGGAUGGAAGCCGAGUGAAGAUGCCACACCCAUGAUAAACUAUGACUUGCUCUGUGCAGUUUCAAAAUUGGGGCCUGGGGAGAAGUAUGAGCUUCAUGCAGGAACAGAAUCCACACCCAGCGUGGUUGUCCAUGUGUGUGAAAGCGAAACGGAAGAGGAGGAUGAAACUAAAAAUCCCAAACAGAAGAUUUUGCAGACAAGGCGCCCCGAUCCACCGCCCACAUUGCUGAGUGAAACAAAAACUUUUGAAUGUAUGCUAGAGGUAGGGGGUGGGAUGCACUUUUGAUCUGAGGUGAUCUAACAGCAGCAGUGGAUGGAAAUCAUGUUUGUGUUGCUUCGUGAUGUGUAGCAGCAGCAGACAUGUAGUCAUCUCGCAUCAAAAAGACUUUAGAUGCCAACGUUCUAAAGAGCACUUUAAGGUUUUAACUCCCAAGAUGUAGCAAAUCCUUUGGGAUUUUGAGUCCUAGCACACUAGACUAGGAGGAUGCCAUUUUGGAAUGUGUGUGUUGCCAUUUUCUUGGUGUAUAAAAAGGCUGAAAGAAACUCGAAUGCUGCCAUCUUUGUAUUGGUU
Gekko japonicus is the source of this 1223-nucleotide messenger RNA. RefSeq names its product RCAN family member 3 (gene RCAN3). NCBI's taxonomy places the organism in Eukaryota, Metazoa, Chordata, Lepidosauria, Squamata, Gekkonidae. Gene Ontology annotation, biological process: calcium-mediated signaling. Gene Ontology annotation, molecular function: calcium-dependent protein serine/threonine phosphatase regulator activity; nucleic acid binding. Gene Ontology annotation, cellular component: cytoplasm; nucleus. The record is from RefSeq and is a predicted model, not a curated record. Bases 189 to 938 code for a protein of 249 amino acids. The transcript is spliced from 5 exons.